UCUUCGGUAGAUGUACAGUACGUACAUCAACAAUGCUGGUCAAUGUGUUAUUCUCGGAGUCCAUAUGAUCAUGCCUCGCUCGACUCGGAGAGCGGCAGCUCAAGGACACGCAGCAGAAACAGCAAACGAUGUACUUGUCGUCAUCGAUGCCGAGGAACUCCGGGCAUCAGGAAUCCGUAUCAGUCGCCGUCUUUCCUGGGAAAAGACAGUCGAAGACCUGACCACUCAAUUCUUUCAUGGAAAGCAUCUACCGGAUAAUCUGAAACCACUGGCGAAAGCUAUGCACGUGCUUGUUCGAUUUGGUUAUGAGGGCGCCAUCUAUCGCCACAAAAAAGCAGUCGACCCUUCAAGUGCCCCAGCAGCACAAAUCAAUGACAGUGUAGACGGCACGGUACAAAACGGUUCAGCCUCUUCAGGCAACACCUCGCCAACAGGCAGUCCACAAUACACUCCAAGCAGCUCCCGAGAAUCGUCACCUUUACCGGAAAAGGGCACGGAAAAUGACGAAUACUUAUUCUUCUUCGAGCCUACUCAGAUAGAAGGCGACUUUUCUCGAUCAUUGCCCAAGGAAUCCAAAGAAGAUUAUGAAUGGAAACUGAAAGACCUCUUCGUUGCCGGACUCACAGCGUCCCUGGCAAAAGAGUCUCCCAAGUCGAUCAAGCACCUCAGCGGUUAUCAAGUGCGUCUCGGUGUCAUCAAUGGUCUAACCUGGGCCCGGAUAUUUGGAUCUUACUUGCGCGAAAAAAGGAAGAAGAGCAAAAAGAGUGCGGAAGAGAAGCAGAUUGAAGAGCCAGCUGCCGUUCCCAAGAUCGGAUUUGUCGAAGGCCCAAAGUACAAAGUGGCAGAGGCUUCCCAGUGGUCCAUCUUCACAGACCUUCUGGACAAGCACAAAUUCGAUGCAAAGAAUAAGAAGCCUGCAGUAGACGAAGCCAGGGGAGAAGGGGAUGGUACACCAAAUCCAGAAGGAACAGAAAGGAAGCCCACACCGGAUGGUUGGGAGAUCGCCAAAAAGGCUGCCAACGACAUCGCCCAAAACGGACUCAAAGGCUUGCUGUCCCAAGUGCCAACGGUUUCCUACGGCAAGCUUACGACGGCAGACAGACACGAGGCAGAAAGCUACAGGGCUAUUGCCGGUCUAGUCGAGGGGUAUCUGGGUGUUGAAAAGCAAAAGAAACCCAUUUCAAUCAGCGUCUUUGGUCCGCCGGGAGCCGCAAAGUCUUUUGGAGUCAAGGAGCUGGUCAAGCCAAUUGGGGAAGCACUGGGCCGCAAAGUUACAGAACUUACAUUCAACCUGUCUCAAUUUAUGGACUAUGCGGAUCUGCUGGCUGCCUUCCAUAAAAUCCGCGACACGGUUUUGAACGGCGAAAUUCCCCUGGCCUUCUUCGAUGAAUUCGACACAGCCUUCGGCGAACAAAAGUUGGGCUGGCUUCGGUACUUUCUCGCGCCGAUGCAGGACGGCGAGUUUCUUGAAAAUGGCCAGGAUCGUCCCAUUGGCAAGGGGAUCUUCGUGUUUGCCGGAGGCACUUGCGCAACCUAUGAGGAAUUUGUUGGCAACUUUUAUGAUGGAGAUUCCACGAGAGCCAAAAAGCCCGACUUCGUGAGCCGGCUUCGCGGAUACAUCAACAUUCUUGGACCCAAUUCUCUGAAUUACGAUCCUGCUCAAAAGACGCACAUCCCAGAGGACAUCUCUGCACAUGAAAUUUCUAUCUCGGGCACCUUGAAUAUCCCAUGUGAUAACAAUGUGGAUCCUUGGAGAACUCUGCAAAUUCCCCCUCUCAACAUCCCACAGUUCACCAUCAGCAGGCUGGACAGCGGCAAACCAACGAUCCAAAGUCUCAGCAUUCCAGGCUUCACAAUCGCCAAAAGAGGUGAAAAUGCGUCCAUAGAGACAAACAUUACAGUUGCUGAACAGAAUAUGGGAAAUUUGAGCAUCAAUAUCGUGAAGCGAGAACAUCGACGAGAUACAAUGUACCCCGUUCGACGAGCCAUUCCUCUGCACAGCCUCCUCAGUCGACUACCCGGGAAGAAAGACCCAACUGUUCAAACAGAAUUACUCAACGGUCUGUUGACAGUCCCGGGUUACAAAUUCGGUACACGCUCCUUGGAAUCGAUUCUGGCCAUGAGCACGUGGACCAAAUCGAACAACAUCACCAUGUCCGAUCUCCCAUCUACUCUCCAGCUUGAGAUGCACGUGGAUGUUGAAGCUCUAGAAGGCCAAAUGGAUCCUAAAUCUGUUAUCGGACGCAAUCCUUCGGAGGUCACUCCCCAGCCGAUUGAUGAAAGUUUGGAUAUGCUUUAUCGUCUUACUGAUCAGGUUCCGCGACUUGUGUUUGGUGAUGUUGACAAGCUUUUGGCAGGUUUCUGGGGCUCUUGAUUCCGCUUUAGUAUUUUAUUCCUAUUUUGCAUCCUUGAAAUUUGUCGUUUUUUUUUCAUUUUGAUUGUUUUGUCUGUUGUAUCUAAGCUCCAUCCAGAUUGUUUCUGAGGGAACCAAUAGCUGAAAACACUGUUCGAAGACCAGAUGAUUAUGGGCGUCUUUUCUAUAUUCAAGUGAGAUGGGCUUAGUAUCAUUGAUUUAGCCCCCGUGGAGAAUAUUAGAUGAUUGGAGACACUCCCA
Aspergillus wentii DTO 134E9 is the source of this 2614-nucleotide messenger RNA. RefSeq lists its product as uncharacterized. The record is from RefSeq and is a predicted model, not a curated record. NCBI's taxonomy places the organism in Eukaryota, Fungi, Ascomycota, Eurotiomycetes, Eurotiales, Aspergillaceae. The coding region runs from base 71 to 2374 and encodes 767 amino acids. The transcript has a single exon.